AAUUGAAAAGAGGCCCAGCCGACCAUUCUAUUCUGUGCGUCUCUAUUUCUGAUUCGUCUUCUUCCUCGGUCUCACUUCACUCUGACUGACUCAGUAUCCAACUCCAAUGGAGGGAAAAAUCGAGACAUUAUGGAACGAAGUACGGGAGCUCAAUCUAGGCACCUCCGGCGAACUGGACCGACUCCACUUCCCGCCAACUCCACUCCAAUUCCUCCGAGACUACGUCUCCCAAAACAAGCCCUGCAUCAUCUCCAACGCCACCCAUCACUGGCCGGCCCUCACCCGCUGGACCUCCGACUCCUACCUCACCUCCGCCCUCUCCUCCUCCCACGUGUCCCUCCACCUCACCCCUCACGGCCGCGCCGACGCCCUCGUCCCCUCCCCUUCCUCCUCCUCCUCCCUCUGCUUCGCCUCCGCCCACGUGCAGCGCACGCCCUUCCCCGAAGCCCUCGGCCUCAUCACGGCCAAAAACCACGCGUCGUCGUUCGUGGCCUACGCGCAGCAGCAGAACAAUUGCUUCCCCUCCGAGUACUCGCCGCUGGCGGCGGACUGCGAUUCUCACAUCCAAUUCGCCACCGAAGCCCUAGGUUGCCGACCCGAGGCCGUCAACAUGUGGAUUGGGGACGAGCGCUCGACGACGUCGUUUCACAAGGAUCACUACGAGAAUCUCUACGCUGUGGUCACGGGACAGAAGCAUUUCCUCCUCCUCCCUCCCACCGAUGUGCAUCGGAUGUACGUAAGGGAGUACCCGGCCGCUCAGUAUUCGUAUUCUCCGGUCACCGGAGAGUUUGAGCUGGAAAUGGAGAGUCCGGCUAGGUCUGUGCCUUGGUCUAGUGUCGAUCCUUACCCUGCUCCUGAGGACAGAGAAGAACAGCUCUCCAAGUUCCCUUUGUUCUUCAAUGGGCCUGGGCCCUUUUGCUGUACGAUUAAUCCAGGAGAGAUGCUUUACUUGCCAAGUAUGUGGUUUCAUCAUGUUAGGCAAAGCCCAGAUAGCAGAGGACGAACUAUUGCUGUAAAUUACUGGUAUGAUAUGCAGUUUGAUAUCAAGUAUGCUUACUUCAACUUCUUGCAAUCAAUUCAAUGCCCAUUGAUUGAGAGUCAAACGCUGGCCGAGACAGUGCAGGAGGAUAUAGAUUCUGAUGCACCAGAGAAGACUGAAGAUGAAUGAUGGAAUGAGUACCGGACCACUAUUCUGCUUAUUGGAUAGUCGUUUGUGGGCUUUUCGGGCUGGGGAGACUGUGAGGUAGGGAAAUUAGGUGAAUAUAACUUGUUGCUAUUAAACAUUUUGAUAUCUUGGAAAUAAGAUAGAAAGUUUAGUCUUUUUGAAGUUGGUGGUCAUAUUGAGGACCCUUUUAGUUCCUGUAGCUUCAGACUGUGAAGGUCACUCUUAUAAUUUACUUUUCUACAUCUAACUUGAGAUUGUGCUGAAAAUGAAUGAUUCUCUUUUACCAUCAGCUACACAGGAUUAUUAUUUGUGUUGACAUUCAGAACUGAUUGAAUGUAUUUGGUCUAAUAAAGUACUGCAAGCCAAGUGGUAGAAAACUGAGGAUAGAUUCUUGCAGAGUAUAGCUAGAAGCCUAAAAGUUUUGCAUGCCUUUGCUGGGUUAUUCUUUGGUUUCUUAUACAGUUGAUUAUGAGUGUCCUGCAAUCUUCUCUAUCAGUUCUUGAAUAACACUGCAUAAUGUCUUUGAUCAUUACAGUCAUGUACCCUAUUUCAUAAGGUAUGAAUCACGUUUCCUAUAACAGGAAUUCUCCUGAUUUUCUCAUGUAACAGGCUGGGCUGGCCAACAAUGUUAUAUCCUCUGGUGUUGUUCACACACUGACCACCAUGUAUUUUCACAGUUUGUCCCAUGCCUCCUUUUGACCAAGGACUCAGGUACUGACCUCAUGCUCAUUUCAGCCAACACAUACCAAUUUGCCUUUGGUUAAGGAAAUUGACUUUCCUUCUUUACAGUGGCUUUGGCCUCUCUGGCAAUGAUAUGGACAUAGUAGGAUUUACUCUUUUAACUUCUAUCACUAAAGGAAAUGUAUUUCUGGCGGCCUAAAGUUCUUGUUUGUUUGUGUUGGUUCAUUCUGUUCUAGUAUAGAAAACAAACUUCUUGUUUUAUCAUACAUGAGCCAUAGCACACAAGCACAUGAAGUAAAAUUACAAUAAGGAAACAAUAUUUCCUUUUCUAAAAGGAAAGCACACAGAUAGUGAAAUUUGUAUAGGAAAAAAGCACAUUCUCUUAUUGCCAAUUUAUCAGGCAGUCAAACUAUUUGAGAGUCAGCAAUUCACCACAUCUUAUCAUCUGUAAUGGCUUUGACAAAUGCAGCCUCUGAGUUUCCAGUUGUUGAGAAACUUGUUCCAUUUUUGGUCGAGACUGAGGACUGGUAUUCAAGCAUGAAAAUGCUAUCUUCACAAGAGAGAGCAGUUCACCUGCAACUUCAUCUGUAGGAGGGGAAAUGCGUUUGUCAAAAACAUCCACAAUUAACAUUUGAUGGGCGGGUAAUGCAGAUGACAGUGAAGAUGACCCAGAUGAUAAAGGUACGAGAAGAUCUCCUGGAUGCCUUCCCAUAAUUGUUUCCAAUGUUACCACACCGAAGCUAUAAACAUCACAUUUCUCGUUCACUGCCAUUGUAUAAGCAAGCUCUGCACACAAAAAUUUUAUAAAAAUUGAAUUUUCAUUAUUGA
Molecule: messenger RNA, 2674 nt
Organism: Rosa rugosa (rugosa rose)
Lineage: Eukaryota; Viridiplantae; Streptophyta; Magnoliopsida; Rosales; Rosaceae
Product: lysine-specific demethylase JMJ32
Exons: 3
Coding region: 107-1168 (353 amino acids)
Molecular function (GO): 2-oxoglutarate-dependent dioxygenase activity
Source: RefSeq, a predicted model, not a curated record